AUGGCUUCUUCUUCUUCUAAUCCUCCACUUCCUUCUGACAUAAUUUUCAAGAUACUAACUCAAACAUCGUUGAGAACAGUAGACACUUGCAAGGCCGUUAAUAAAGAAUGGCGUGAUUUGACGUACGAAUCGAGUUUCAUGCCACAAUUUUGUGCAAGGAGUAAAAAUAUCUCAGGAUAUUUUGUCCAAAGUUUAGUAAAACACAGAUUAGAUGACGUGAGCGAAGUAUUUGCGGAAUUUGUAUCAAUGGAUGGUUGUUCGGGGAAUAAUACUACAACCCCGUUCCGUCUUCCUAUUGAUGAUGAACAAGUAAAGCCUCGACGCAGCUACGACUUUCGCAUGAAGAUUGUUGCUUCAUCAAUGCAAGGGUUUCUAUGUUGUGUUAGAACGCUACGUUAUAAUGACAGAUAUUACAUCUGUAAACCAACCACUAAGCAAUGGUUCAAACUUCCUAAUCCCAAAACACGUUAUUCAACCGUCAAAGUUGCUCUUAUCGUGUUGAGAUCAAUUCCUCUGCACUUUAAGAUUAUCAGACUGUCGUCCCCAUCAAUUCUCUAUCAUCACUCCGGGAAGAAACUAGGACUCCAUUGCUACUGUUCAGAGGUAUUUGAUUCAGAACGAUGGGAAUGGAGACAAGGAAAAGAUUUAUUGUUCCCUCGUGAAUUGUACUUUGAUUGGUUUCCUCCCGUAGUCAAUGCAAAUGGUUUGAUUUAUUUCAAACUAAAUCAAAGAGAUAAUCAGGACCACAAGGUAAUGGCUCUUAACUACAAUGGAGAAGAGAUUUUUCCAAGAUUCUCUCUUCCAAAACCUCCUUUUGAUGAGUACCAAGGUUAUUAUCCAUUUAACCAACUUGUGGAGUAUAAGGGGAAGUUAGGCUUUACUCAUUUGUCACCAAAAGGGAUGAAACUUUGGAUUUUCGAAAACAGAAACCACCACUGGGAGUUGAAGACAGAAGUAGACACUGAAGCUGUAAAGGCUGUGACAAGCUUUCCAAUCCCCAAAGGGUUUUUUAAUGAACAUAUUGCUUUGCUAUUGGAUAGCUAUGAAGCCAUCUUCUACGACUUGCAAGAUAAAAGCAUUAACAAGGUGAAAUUAAAUAAAUGUCAUGAUGUUCAAGAAAUCUUCCCGUUCCGCUCAGAUUUAGAGCCAGUUGAUUUGAGAAUGCCAACAGCCAACACUAUUUCAACCACCAAAUCUCUCUAUCGUCCCUCUUAUACUUCCUUUACUCUUCUUCUUCUCAUUCUUCUUUGCGGUAUUUUGUGGUUUUCUCAUGCAUGA
This is a messenger RNA of Capsicum annuum, 1278 nucleotides long. Its product is annotated as putative F-box protein At1g32420. The coding region runs from base 1 to 1278 and encodes 425 amino acids. The transcript has a single exon. The record is from RefSeq and is a predicted model, not a curated record. Lineage: Eukaryota; Viridiplantae; Streptophyta; Magnoliopsida; Solanales; Solanaceae. Gene Ontology annotation, molecular function: protein binding.